AUGUACGACGAGGCAAACAAUCUCGAGCUGAAACUUUGGGCUCUCGACUCGUCGACACCAUAUCAAGAUUAUCACAAAGACGCAAGAUCUCAAGGCUCCAAGGAUGGCUGGUACGAGAUAUAUGCAGAUCCAAGGAUGGACACGCCACUUGGAAUCGAGGUCGUGGCACAUCCCAACUUCCCUUACGGGAGGUGUGUGCAAGUCCUCGUCACCUAUAAGAUCAGCGGCAGACUCACGCCCAACUAUCUGGUCCUCAACAAGUCUCCAGCUGGAGCAUUGACUACUGUGCUGCUCUCUUCCUAUCUUGACUUCGUGAACGGACAGUUGGUAUCCGGAAACUUGAGUGUCACCAGGCAGGUUGAGGGACAUCAUGAAACCAACCAGGAGGACAACCACCCACAAGCCUUCGAGCAUCUCUAG
Messenger RNA from Recurvomyces mirabilis, 420 nucleotides. RefSeq lists its product as uncharacterized. The transcript has 2 exons. The record is from RefSeq and is a predicted model, not a curated record. NCBI's taxonomy places the organism in Eukaryota, Fungi, Ascomycota, Dothideomycetes, Mycosphaerellales, Teratosphaeriaceae. Bases 1 to 420 code for a protein of 139 amino acids.